GAGGGAGUUCCACCGCGACCGCAAAAAAGGAGACCAGACACCACACCAACGCAAACCCUCACCACUCUCUCCUCCAUCUCCCUCGCCGCCGGCGCCGCCGCCAUGCUCCGGCUGCGAAGCUCCAUCCUCGUCCAUCUCCUCUCUUCUUCUCCGGCCGCCUCUCCCGCAUCCCAUCUCCACCGCCUCAUAUCCGGUGCCGCGCCCGCCAUUCCCCCGAACCCUAGUGGCUUCACCAUGGAGGAGUACCUAGUCUCCACCUGCGGCCUCACACAUGCACAUGCCGUCAAGGCCUCCGCCAAGCUCUCCCACCUCAAGUCCCCCGCCAAGCUCGACGGCAGCUUCACCUCACCCCGAGAGAGGGGAGCGCCCAACCUGUCCCCUCCCUUUCUCUCGGUCCUCGAUUGCCAGAUCUGCUCCCCGGCGAGCGACCAAUCUCUUGUACGCCGGUGGCUAUGGUCCCGCUCGGGCCAGGGGCCUUCGUGUCCUGGAGAAGGCGAGCGGAGUAGUAGCCUCCUGUCGAUGCGGGCAGGGCGGUGGCUGGUUCCAGGUUUUUUUUCAGGCACGAGUGCAGGCGAAUCUCAUCCAGACACGGCAAAGUCAAGCUGCAGAUGCUGAAUCUGAUGUGUGUGUUAGAGUGAAUUGAAGAUGUUUGAUGAUUGCGUGAAAUGCUAGGGUAUUUGAGUAUGCGGUAUGCCUCUCAUGAGUAAUGGCUAUUGUUUGUUCUUUGUUGGGGUCACACUCAUAGGAAUGGAUUAUUGUUGUAGUCUGCCUUGUGGUUAUUACUAUACGUGUUUUAUGGUAAUCCCAUUACUCAGUAGAUAGUAAAAUGGUAGAAUGAUGGUCAUGAUCAGAGAUGCGUAUUAUAUCCUCUUUGAUGGUAUCCUUUUUCCUCUUGUGGUUGCUAGAUGAAAACUUUAUAAUAUUUUUGGGGCCAAGAGUCUAUUAUAACUGA
Messenger RNA from Hordeum vulgare subsp. vulgare (domesticated barley), 952 nucleotides. RefSeq lists its product as uncharacterized. The record is from RefSeq and is a predicted model, not a curated record. Lineage: Eukaryota; Viridiplantae; Streptophyta; Magnoliopsida; Poales; Poaceae. The transcript has 2 exons. Bases 103 to 615 code for a protein of 170 amino acids.